AUGAGUCUCCCUCUGUUCCUUCCCAUUCUGGACCCAGUGCCUCUUUCUGUUCCUGGCAAACGCGCUGUUGCCGCCGAAAACAAACAAAACAGCAAGGCAGAGCAACGCGUCAUCGAAAAGACGAACCGAAGCAUCAGCGUGUUGGACAAAGCACCGCCAGCCGCCGCUGAGCCGCCUCUAUCUGGUAACGGUCCUGGCAAUGGCACAGCCACCGGCGGCACGGACACGCGAGAAUCCAGUCCCAAGCCGCGCGCCAUUGACUACAUUCCGGAAAUUGCACUGGCCGACUUGUCGGAUGGCCAAGAGACGGACGGGUCGGGCGACGAGGAGGGCGACGAAGAGAACACGGAGACACCCCCGUCAUCCGCCAAGCAGACACCGCCAAGAGCGGUUGCCCAGCCGCCUUCCAAACGACGGCGACAAUCGGACGCGAAACGUGCACAGAGACAGCUUGCGUGGUUCUAUCACAAAUAUCGGCCAAGAAAUGCACCUGUUGUUCUGACAGAGCCGCAUCGUCGCUACCUCGAAGAUGUGGGUGCGCUGCUUGAGCUGCCCAAGGCCACGGCCGAUGCCCUGCUCUCCAUCUACGUGUCUCUGCUCGACGACCUGCUGCCCAUCGUGGACGGUGCCAGUGUCUUUCGAGGGCACAGCAAUGGCCACACGUCCAUCUACUUGGUGCGGGCCAUGUGCCUCGUGGCCUGCAAGACAAGCCAGGCUGCUCCAUUCUUGCGGCUGAGUGACAACGGUCCUACAUUGGCACCGCUCGAUUUCGCAGCUCGACUGCUUACGGGCCUCGACGCAGCCAUCAAGGCCGACCUCGAACCUGACAGGAUCACCAAGGUGCAGAUCCUGGCACUAAUGCACCUUCACAACGACGGUACGACCGGCACACGACGAGCGGCAAGCUGUCUCGCGCAGGCUGUGUGCGAGGCAUGGUCGUUGUCAAUUCAUUGGCGGCUACCGACAAUUCCCGACCAGGGCACAACUUCGACCGACUAUCUCUGGUGGUCGCUGCGAAACCUCGACCGGCUGAGCAAACCGAUCAUGGCGGCGGCGCCGUUUCUCAUCAACGACUCGGACGUCGGACUGCCGCGCAUUACUGCGACAGGCAACGGCAACAACUAUCGAGCACAGGUCAUGGCCCUUGCGACAGCACUAGGCGACCUCCUCGCGACGGCGACUACAAUCUUCAAGGCCUCGUCGAAAGCGACCGUCGACGACUGCCAGGAGUUCCCGACGUUUGCAACGGUGACGUCGGGUGCAGGUGUCCGGUUGGACUAUUUUCAUCAGUCGCAUCGGGAUGGCCAGCACACCCGUCUCCCUCCCUUGCCGCUCAUUCCAUAUGCUCUCUCCAUGGCCACCACGGUGGUCUACCGCGCCCUGCGCGACAAGCAGCGCGACGCCGUCACGUCACGUCGUGACUUGGCCCGCUGCUGCGAGGCCUUGGACGGGCUGGCACGACUGUGGACGAGCGUGGCGGCCGUAGCAAAGCUGGCACGGCGGCUGCUGCGACUGUUGGGGCUGAGAGCGGGGGAAAGACAACCGGGGCCAAACCACUACACACAGACGAAUGUGGACGGCCCAAAUGGCCUGCACGCGACGACGGCCGUGCCAGCACCCGACUGGCAGUACGCCAACAUCCCUUUGGUCACUGCCGGCGUGGCGUCCACCCUCGACUUUGAGACGCAGUUGGCCGCCGCGGACAGCUGGUCUGCUAGUUCGAGUGGCGGCGGUUUGGAAGGGCUAGACUCCUUUGAAGGUUUCGCCAACUUUGAGAGCCCGGGCACCUAUCCGCAGUUUGACGCGGCGUUCCACAACCUUUUUGACUUUGCCAUGCCCCCGGCGUUCCGCGAGCAAGAUGCAUGGGCCUUUUUUCCCACCGCCCCCACUACCGCCGCCGCUGCUCCUGCUGGAGCGAGCGUCGAUGGGAGUUCGACGGGCGGUGACUUCCCGAUGGUGGCGCCUCAUCCUUGA
This is a messenger RNA of Sporothrix brasiliensis 5110, 1974 nucleotides long. RefSeq lists its product as uncharacterized. The record is from RefSeq and is a predicted model, not a curated record. Bases 1 to 1974 code for a protein of 657 amino acids. Lineage: Eukaryota; Fungi; Ascomycota; Sordariomycetes; Ophiostomatales; Ophiostomataceae. The transcript has 3 exons.